AUGCACUGCUGUCAUGGCUGAACAAAGGCAACGUGCUUUGUCAACAUCGGGUGAAGCGUUAUAUGAAAUCCUGGCACUAGAGAAGGGAGCAACACAUGAUGAGAUUAAGAAGUCCUACAGAAAAUUGGCUCUGAAAUAUCAUCCUGACAAGAAUCCAGACAAUCCAGAGGCUGCAGAAAAAUUUAAAGAGAUCAACAAUGCUCAUGCAACCCUGACUGAUGUGUCCAAGCGAAACAUAUAUGACAAGUAUGGAUCAUUAGGGCUCUAUGUGGCAGAACAGUUUGGUGAGGAAAAUGUUAACACCUACUUCAUGCUCUCCAGCUGGUGGGCAAAGGGCCUGUUUGCAGUCUGUGGUUUGCUGACUGGCUGCUACCUCUGCUGCUGCCUCUGCUGCUGCUUCAACUGCUGCUGUGGAAAGUGCAAACCAAAGGCACCCGACGGGCAACAGCAGGAGUUCUGUGUGUCUCCAGAAGAUUUGGAAGAGCAAAUUAAGAACGACAUGGAAAGAGAUGGAGAAACUCCUAUCACGCUUCAGCCGACUAACGUCACUGAGAAGACACAACUGAUUGGGGACAGCCACCGGAGCUACCACACUGAGUCCUAGGGCAAGCCAGGGACCUGC
Messenger RNA from Zonotrichia albicollis (white-throated sparrow), 622 nucleotides. RefSeq names its product DnaJ heat shock protein family (Hsp40) member C5 beta (gene DNAJC5B). The record is from RefSeq and is a predicted model, not a curated record. NCBI's taxonomy places the organism in Eukaryota, Metazoa, Chordata, Aves, Passeriformes, Passerellidae.